CACCCUGCUGCUGAUCUGCGGAAGAAGAGUUUGUCUGCGUCCCGCGCUGAUAAAACCGAUCACUUCCUCCAGCCGGUCUGCUCAGACUCCAUCAGUCAUGAUCCGCACCGCGCGUGCUGGACAGCUGACACGACUCAGAAGAAACGACCAGAUGCUCGUCCCCGCGAGGCAAUCAUUGGAAACUAGAGCAGGCUGGAUGCAGGUAGAGAGUUUGCUAAAGUUUGCAGAUCAGUUUCAGAGAUCACUCGGCGACAACAGGAAACGAGAGAGAGGGCGACGCUGACUGAACUGAAACCUGCAUGCAUGAAGCUUCGACCCCGCCAUGCUGCCCGGCUGUCUGUGAACUGAGGCGAUGGAGAGCCCGUCGUCCACAGCGAGGCGGCGAGCCUGGAUCAACAGCAGCCGACAGCAGCCCACUCGGGAGGAGCUGGACCCCGACGGACCGCCGUGCAACCUCCCCUCGGCCUCGACAGCAGACAACGAUGUCUUUUCUGACGGAUGCUUCACAGGAAAGAUUGAGAACUGGCUCCUGGGUUGUGGGUCAAAGGAGAAUAGUCAGCUGAGUUUUGAGUCUGUGAAACCCAGCAACGUUGACGAUGAGCUCAAUCUUGGUGCUGAUGCUUCUUUGAUAAAUGUUGGAGCGAGUACAUCUGAAGCUGGCGUCGCACAGCAUCCUUCCCCCAAACAGGGUCCCAGCAGACUCACCAGUACCCCUCGGCAGCGACUACGUCCGCCGUCGCUGAACUUGGGCCUCAGCAUGGCCUCCAGCGACCUCUCCUCCUCCAGCUGUACAAGUACAUCAAGUGUAUCGGAGAUCCUGCAGUUGUGUUCGGAGGAUGCUGAGGAGACGCUGUUCGAGCUGGGUUUCGGCUGUGAUGAGCCGCAGGUCACUGUUCGCAUCCCGCCGCGCUUCUUCACCUUCCCUUCUUCGUCUCAGGGCAUCAACCUCCGCCUCUUCCUCGACUCACAGCUACGGCGGAUACGAGAGGAAGACCAAAGCCUCUCUCUUGCAAGUCGCUUUAGACAAGUGGAAGUGCUCACAGCAAUGGCCAACGCGUUCUACUCCCUCUACUCUCACGUGUCCCGCACUCCUCUUCAGAAACUGGCCCCACCAGAGUGUACCUUCCCCUCGUCUCCCGUGGAGAGGAUCGAACGCUUCAAGAGCAGCGUCCGCAGCGAGCCUCGAUCUCCUGUGGAGAGGCUGAAGGACACUGUCUCCAAGAUGUGUCUCUACACGGGUUCUCUUCGGGGGUCAGACUCCACCUCUUCUCAGCCCUCGCCCAGAAAAAGGCCCAGCCUGCCGGAUGUUGUGAAGAUAGUCCUGGAGAAAGUUAAGACUGGGGCCAGCAAGAAACUGGAUUUAGUGGUAAAUGAUAGUAGCAAAUCAGCUGUGGAUAUGAGGCUGGUCACGGGUGAUGCUCCAUCUUGGCACAGUGGUGAAGAGGAGCAAACACAGCAGGGCGCGGCGGACACAGAUAUUCAUCCAAAUGUAAAUACGACCGGUCAUAAGGAGAUGGAGGGCAGUAAACAGGGAGAUAAAGUUGAUGCCGAUGAAAAUGGCGUCAAAUCAGGAGACCUUGACGGAAGGACUCAGAGUGAAGGAACGUCUCCAGCGUCAUCAUUGUCAGGAGAAACCGUGAUAGGAGCGGAUCAUCAGUUUAUUUCAAAUCAAAGUGACACAACGACUGUUGAUCUGAAACCAGUGGACAAGCUUACGUAUGAUGUAAUCUGCCCGCAGAUAGUGGAGAGUGUACACCAGGCGCAUUUCUGCUGUCGAGACACACAUGGUGCAAAAACAAACAGCUCACCUCCUAUCUCCACUGAGACUGGCAGCAUCGAUAGAUCACGUCCUGGAUCACAUAAACCCGAUGUACAAACCGCUUUCUCUGAGUCUGAUGCCGGACAGCUGGGUGCAUCCAGGUCACUUCCUGUCCUGGCCUUCAGUGGUAGCAAUGCCCGGUGCUGCAUCACUGUGACUGGCUGGGAGGGGGACGACGUCUCUUCUACUGUCCCACCUGUCCAGGGCUGUGAAGGGUCGCUCAACGGGGGGGAAAGCCGGUACCUGAAUCCACAGAUGCACCAGGGCCUCGGGCACGACUCAAAGAACCUGCAACAGGUUAACUCCUUUGAGCUGGAGGAGGUGCUCAGUGCAGGUGAGGACGACUUUGGACAAUUAGAGACUACAAGAACAACAACAUCCCAGUUGUCCAAACAUCAAUAUAAAGGUGAGGUUGUCCGGGGCGACAGCAUGCAGUCAGACAGCAGCGGCUAUGCAGACGAAGAAGUCAGCUCCUCAAUGAACACACAAAGCAGAUGACUGAAAACCAUGUAAACAUUAACAAUCAGUGGUACCCCCCCCGAGCACUCAUACUGAAUAUAGAACAUUGUAAAUAAGUUAUAAUAUAGUAAAACUGUUCAAGUUAAAAUGGCUUGAGGAAAUAC
Pseudoliparis swirei is the source of this 2442-nucleotide messenger RNA. It is a transcript of the gene tespa1, whose product is annotated as thymocyte expressed, positive selection associated 1. NCBI's taxonomy places the organism in Eukaryota, Metazoa, Chordata, Actinopteri, Perciformes, Liparidae. The transcript is spliced from 13 exons. The coding region runs from base 353 to 2317 and encodes 654 amino acids. Gene Ontology annotation, molecular function: signaling receptor binding. The record is from RefSeq and is a predicted model, not a curated record.